AUGGACCGAUUAUCAUCAUCACUUAAGUGUCAUCCUAGUUUUCACUUGGAAUGUGACACCUGUCAGGAUGGAGAGCACAGAGCAGUCUGCAGGUGUCCUUCCUCCCACAGUCCUGUGAGAACGCUAACUGAAGAGAAACCUAAAGAAUGUAAGGACUAUGGAAACACCUUUGGUGAAUCCUCAGAGGUCCUUGUACAUUUAAGAGGUCACAGUGAGGAGAAGUCUGUUGAUAGUAAGGAACAUGGCAAAGUUCAUCUUUUUUCAUCCUUGUGUGGGCAUAUGAGAACUCACAGUGGAGAGAGGCCCUAUGAAUGUAAGGAGUGUGGCAAAGGUUUUAAGGACUUCUCGUCCUUCUCUAAACAUAGGAGAAUUCACAGUGUAGAGAGGUCUUAUGAUUUUAAGAUGCGUGGAGAGGGCCCUUUUGCAUGUAAGGAGUGUGCCAAAGCCUUUACUCAUCGCUCCUACUUAGUUAAACAUCAGAUAGUUCACAGUGGAGAAAAGCCUUAUGAAUGUAAGGAGUGUGGCAAAGGUUUUCAGUUCCCCUCAUCCCUCACUAGACAUAGGAGAAUUCACAGUGGAGAGAGGCCCUAUGAAUGUAAGGACUGUGGGAAAACAUUUACUCAACACUGCAACCUUCUUUCACAUAGCAGAAUACACAGUGGAGAGAGGCCCUAUGAAUGUGAGGAGUGUGGCAAAGCCUUCAAAGAGUCCUCAAAACUCACUAUCCAUAGGAGAAUUCACAGUAGAGAGAAUGUAAGAUAUGAAUGUAAGAUAUGUGGGAAAGCAUUUGCUAACCAAACAUCCCUCACUACACAUACUAGAAUUCAUACUGGAGAGAGGCCUUAUGAAUGUAAAGAAUGUGGGAAAACCUUUAUUCAACAGUCUCACCUUAUUGCACAUAGGAGAACUCAUAGUGGAGAGAGGCCUUAUGAAUGUAAGGAGUGUGGGAAAGCCUUUUCUCGACACUCUCAACUUAAUAUACAUAGGAGAAUUCACAGUGGAGAGAAGCCUUAUGAAUGUAAGGAAUGUGGAAAAGCAUUUUCUCACCAAACAUCCAUCAUUACACAUAGCAGAAUUCAUAGUGGAGAGAGGCCUUAUGAAUGUAAGGAGUGUGGGAAAGCCUUUACUCAACACUCUCACCUUAUUACACAUAGGAGAAUACACAGUGGAGAGAAACCUUAUGAAUGUAAGGAGUGUGGGAAAACCUUUAUUUGUCACUCUAUCCUCACUAAACAUAGGAGAAUUCACAGUGGAGAGAAACCUUAUGAUUGUAAGUAAUGUUGCAAAGCCAUUAGUCUUGUUACAACCCUCAUUCCGCAUAGAACUCACAGGAAAGAGGCCUUAUGAAUGUCAACUUGGCAAAGACUGAUUCCUCUUCAUCCCUCAUUGAACAUAUGAUAAUCCACAUGGAAAGAAUCCUGGUGCAUGUAUGGAAUGUGCCAAAGCCUUUGCUUGUU
Echinops telfairi (small Madagascar hedgehog) is the source of this 1457-nucleotide messenger RNA. RefSeq names its product zinc finger protein 345-like. Lineage: Eukaryota; Metazoa; Chordata; Mammalia; Afrosoricida; Tenrecidae. Bases 1 to 1278 code for a protein of 425 amino acids. The transcript has a single exon. The record is from RefSeq and is a predicted model, not a curated record.